AUGGUAUUCAUGUGGGACCCACUAUCGUGGGUCAUGGAGGGUGCCUCGCUUGCCGCUAUCGCCCUAUUGAGGAAUUACAAAACUUCGUCGGCACGCAUAGACUCCCUCGCUCCGAAGACCAAGGCCGAACGCGCUGGCCAAUGGAAGGAGAUUGAGUCUGCGGAUCUCGUCCCUGAUGACAUGGUCUCGUUCAAGAGCGGUGACAUUAUUCCCGCCGACUGCAGUCUGACAGAGUCCAUCAACGUGUCGCUCGACCUGGCUGCCCUCACUGGCGAGUCGUUGCCUCAGAAGGCUGACGAUCAAUGCUUCUCCUGGGAGGGAUUAAGGGCGUCGUCAUCUCCACCGGUCUCCAUACGUUCAUCGGUCGCCCUGCGUCGCUCGUUGGUCAGGACGGCGACAUCACCGGUCACUUCCCGAAGAUUCGCACAGAUCGGCUCUUUCUGCCUGAUCUCCAGCGGUAUCUUCGUCAUUGCCGGGAUUUUCUGCGUGUACGCUGGUUUCCACUACAACUACUGCCAUGGCCUCUAUGGUAUCCUAGUGCAUUUGAACGGUGGCAUCCCCAUUGCCGUCUUGUCCGUUACCCUGGCGCUCAGCAGCUUGCGAAGUACAAGGCCAUCGGCACUCGUAUCAAUGUCAUUGAGGAGCUCGCCGCUGCAUUCUGUGUUCCGACAGACUGGCACUCUGAAGAUCAACACACUCAACAUCGGCCGCGAGACCAUUCACCCUUUCUCUGUUGAGGAUGUCAUUCUCUGCGCCGCGUGCGCUUCACGAACUAGGGCGCUAUCAACUCUUGCGUCUUCGCCGCUCUCGCCGACAUCACUCGCGCGCGCCUUGGUGUCAAGCUGCUCGACUUCAAGCCCUUCAUCGCACGGUCAUACCUACCGUGAGGAGUCGACCGGCCGCCUCAAACGUGUUAUCAAGGGUAUGUAUGACCAGUAUCAUGAUCGAGCUCUGCACGAGCCGUAG
This is a messenger RNA of Fomitopsis serialis, 966 nucleotides long. RefSeq names its product E1-E2 ATPase-domain-containing protein. Gene Ontology annotation, biological process: proton transmembrane transport; regulation of intracellular pH. The record is from RefSeq and is a predicted model, not a curated record. Gene Ontology annotation, cellular component: plasma membrane. Gene Ontology annotation, molecular function: P-type proton-exporting transporter activity; nucleotide binding. Lineage: Eukaryota; Fungi; Basidiomycota; Agaricomycetes; Polyporales; Fomitopsidaceae. The transcript has 3 exons. The coding region runs from base 1 to 966 and encodes 321 amino acids.